Girardinichthys multiradiatus is the source of this 2209-nucleotide messenger RNA. RefSeq names its product ATP-sensitive inward rectifier potassium channel 12. Gene Ontology annotation, biological process: potassium ion import across plasma membrane; regulation of monoatomic ion transmembrane transport. Gene Ontology annotation, cellular component: plasma membrane. Gene Ontology annotation, molecular function: inward rectifier potassium channel activity. The record is from RefSeq and is a predicted model, not a curated record. The transcript is spliced from 2 exons. The coding region runs from base 578 to 1894 and encodes 438 amino acids. NCBI's taxonomy places the organism in Eukaryota, Metazoa, Chordata, Actinopteri, Cyprinodontiformes, Goodeidae.
UUCUGGCUUUUAGGUUUAAAAGGGAUAGGGUAAAGGACUGAAAGUAAGAAGACCAGCUGAAACAACUGCCUUAAGGAUGGAGAUACAAGAACUUGAAUUAUCAUUUGGAUAGCUCUGUUCAAAAGCUUUGCACCCGCUUUGCAGGUCCAGUGAGUGGCAGCAGUGGGGCCCUAAGGUUCUGGUGUGAUUCGUUGGGGUCACAACUGCAUUUCAUCUGCACUGACUACAAAUAAGGAAAGGAUGAAGAACCCCAAAGGUGUUGAAAACCGUGUGCUGAAGAUGACAGAGUGGCACUCUUCUGUUUUAGAGUAAAAGGAGAAGUAGCUGUGGUGACAGACACAGUAUGCCUCAGUUUGGUUAAUGGGAACACUGGGAGAGAAGAUACCACCUUGCAGCUCUGGAGCCCGGUCUUGGACAGGUGGGGAUAAAGGGACUGGAUUCAUGCAUUGAGCUCACACCCUGCCCCAUAAAUUACUCACUAAAAUGCAGCUUAGCCAGUGAUCAAGCUGCGAGGGGCCUUGAUCACGCACUCGGACAUCAGGCCUGCCCUACUGUUAAAACGCUGCAUCUGGAGGUGAUGUCAAAGAGCAUGAGUGUGGGAAGAAUCAACCGUUACAGUAUUGUUUCGUCGGAGGAAGAGGGCCUCCGCCUCACUACCAUGCAUGGCAUGAAUGGCUUUGGGAAUGGCAAGAUCCACACACGCCGCAAGUGCCGCAACCGCUUUGUGAAAAAGAAUGGCCAGUGCAACGUGCAGUUUGCCAAUAUGGACGACAAGUCACGACGUUACAUGGCUGACAUGUUCACCACAUGUGUUGAUAUCCGCUGGCGAUGGAUGCUAAUAGUCUUCAGUCUUGUGUUUGUUAUAUCGUGGCUGGCUUUUGGGUUGGCUUUUUGGCUCAUUGCUUUGCUACACGGAGAUCUGGAUAACCCAGCUGGAGACGACAACUUCACCCCCUGCGUACUACAGGUGAAUGGAUUUGUGGCUGCGUUUCUGUUCUCCAUUGAAACACAGUCAACCAUAGGGUAUGGUUACCGCUGUGUGACUGAGGAGUGCCCAGUGGCAGUCUUUAUGGUGGUUUUCCAGUCAAUAGUUGGCUGCAUCAUUGACUGCUUCAUGAUAGGUGCUAUCAUGGCUAAAAUGGCAAGGCCUAAGAAGCGGGCGCAAACACUCUUGUUUAGCCACAAUGCGAUCAUUGCCAUGCGGGAUGGAAAGUUAUGUCUUAUGUGGAGAGUGGGAAACCUUCGCAAGAGUCACAUUGUAGAGGCUCAUGUCAGAGCACAGCUAAUCAAACCUCGCAUAACUGAUGAGGGGGAAUAUAUUCCUCUAGACCAGAUAGACAUUAAUGUGGGGUUUGACAAAGGAUUGGACAGGAUUUUCUUAGUUUCACCCAUCACCAUUCUCCAUGAGAUAGAUGAGGAGAGCCCUCUUUUUGGAAUCAGCAAACAGGACCUGGAGACUGCAGACUUUGAGAUCGUCGUCAUCCUGGAGGGAAUGGUUGAAGCAACUGCAAUGACUACACAGGCUCGCAGCUCCUACCUGGCUUCAGAGAUUCUUUGGGGCCACAGGUUUGAGCCAGUCCUGUUUGAGGAAAAAAACUUGUACAAGGUGGAUUAUUCACAUUUUCACAAAACGUACGAGGUGCCGUCCACCCCUCGCUGUAGUGCCAAGGACAUGGUGGAGAACAAGUUCCUUGUGCCUAGCUCUAACACCUUCUGUUAUGAAAACGAGCUGGCCUUCCUAAACCGGGAUGAGGAGGAGGAGGAGGAUUUAGGUGGAGGGAGCAGAGGACUGGCAAAUCUCAGUCCAGACAGGAACAGCCGGCAUGAGUUUGAACGUUUACAGGCCACCAGGGCGUUGGAUCAAAGAUCAUAUCGUAGAGAAUCAGAAAUUUGACUCUAACUCAUUGACCAAGCAUCAGAUUCCUUUAACCUUAACUACGGAAAAAAUGCAGAACAAUGCAAAGUGCCAUAGGAAGAUCUAAGAAUGGGAAAGGAACAGGAAACAAAUAGAUAAUCAUAAAGAGGGAUUUGGAAAUGCAAGUGCGUACAACUUAGAAAAGAAGGUAAUGUCUACAAUCAAGAGAAAGAAAGACCUUCUUCCUACACAAAAACUUGAAUGUUUUUUAUCACGGUCAUUUUGAGUUAAGAAUGUUUAAUGCUAGUUCAUCGGCAGGACCUUAUGAUACAUGAUACAGUACAGACCAAAGGU